Molecule: messenger RNA, 1207 nt
Organism: Ctenocephalides felis (cat flea)
Lineage: Eukaryota; Metazoa; Arthropoda; Insecta; Siphonaptera; Pulicidae
Product: methyltransferase-like protein 4
Exons: 5
Coding region: 80-1207 (375 amino acids)
Cellular component (GO): RNA N6-methyladenosine methyltransferase complex; nucleus
Molecular function (GO): methyltransferase activity
Source: RefSeq, a predicted model, not a curated record
AAUUAUAAUAUUAAAACUGCUUAUAACAGUAACUUUCAGCAAAACUACAUUGUGAUAAAAUAUGAUUUAGAAACCCAACAUGAGUAUUCUUUUGAGUAGUGAUGCAGGCUGGCUUAUAGAUCAAGAAAAUUUUAUAAAUCUUAAUAUUAAGUCUAUCAAAUGUGAUGGAAUUUCAAAAAGUUUUAUCGUUAACCCAUCUUUGUUUAAUAUAAAUUCACAAUUUUUAAGACCAAAUCAGCAAGAGCAGUCUGAAGAUAAUAUAAAACCUAAAAAGAGAAAACUGUCCUGCAAAACAUUCAUCGAUACGUGUAAUUUAAAUGAGACUAUUCUAUUAGUUCAACUAAAAUUAGUUGAAAUUAUUAAACAAGCAAGACAAUUAGGAUAUAUCAGUACAUUUCAUGGUUCUGCAAAAGAUGAAAAUAAAUCUGCAAAAUUAUUUUCAAAUGAAUUUUACAAGGAAACAUCUUCCAUUGAUUUUGCUAAAUAUUCUAAGGGUGGAAAUAACUCCAGUGAUAAUUUACUUGUGAUAUUAAAUGAUGAAAAAUUUAUUAUACCUGCAAAUUGCAACUUCUAUAGUUACGAUAUUAGAGAAAUGAAGAACCACUUAGACUUUUCGAUACAGUAUGAUUUGAUUGCACUGGACCCUCCUUGGUGGAAUAAACAUAUCAGAAGGAAAAAAUCCCAAGGAUUAGGAUUAAGUUAUAAUAUGCUUGAAAACUCAGAACUACUAAAUUUGCCCAUUAAAAAACUUUUGAAACAUAAUGGAAUUGUUUUAAUUUGGUGUACUAAUUCACCAAGCCACUUGACUUAUAUAAACGAUGUUCUUUUUCCUGAAUGGAAUUUAACAAAAGAAGCUAUUUGGUAUUGGGUUAAAAUAACAAAAGAUGGUAAACCUAUAUGUGAUUUUUCAAAACCGCCUGUUAAGCAACCAUUUGAACAAAUAAUAAUUGGCCGUUUUAAUGCUGGAAAUAUAAUCAAUGAUGAUUGCGAUUUCAAAAUAAUACCAGAUCAAAAAAUUAUUGUAAGCGUACCAAGUGCUUUGCAUUCGCAUAAGCCAAAUUUAACAGAAAUAUUGACACAGUUUUUACCGGAUACUCCAAUGUGUCUGGAGUUGUUUGCUAGAAGUCUUCAAAGAAAUUGGACAUCAUAUGGAUUCGAACCGUUAAGAUUACAACAUAUAAGUCUUUUCAAACAAGAAGCUGAUUAG